UCUAAUAACGCGCGCCGGCACACAGGCGAGGUGAGGAUCACUCAGAGAGGCAGCGGGAGAGAGAACGAGACAAGGCGCUGGUUUGGGUCAGAGCACUGACAGUUCAGACAGUCGGCCAGUCAUCCCAAUAAGGGGGCAGAAGUAACUGGACAGGGAGAGGCAAACCUCUCUCCCGGCGCGCAUACACACCUAAAUCAAAGCUAAGCACGUUUCAGACAGGAAAGUUCCUGGUGCACAAACACACAAGGACAGAAGGACACGGAGCCGAACCACACAGACUUGGAGAGUACAACGCCUGACAGCUCACCUACAUCCAGCCGCAAACUACCUGCAGUAGCUAUGGAGCGCAAAAUCCCCGACUUCUCUGGCACCUGGACGAUGAAGAGCUCUGAAAACUUCGAGGAACUCUUGAAAGCGUUGGGUGUGAACAUGAUGCUCCGUAAGAUCGCAGUGGCAGCGGCUUCUAAGCCGUCGGUGGAGAUCACUCAGGACGGAGAGACUCUGUCCAUCAAGACCUCGACCUCGGUCAGAACCACCCAUGUUACUUUUACUGUGGGACAGGAAUUCAACGAGGCCACGGUGGACGGACGCCCCUGCACGAGUUUUCCACGUUGGGAGACAGAUAGCAAGAUCAGCUGUGAGCAGACCCUGCAGAAAGGGGAGGGGCCUAAGACCUCCUGGACCCGUGAGAUAACCAAUGACGGCGAGCUAAUCCUGACCAUGAGUGCGGAUGACGUGAUAUGCACCAGAGUCUACAUACGAGAAUGAACAUGAGCACUUCUCACUUUUUUCGUCCCUCCGCCCCCCUCUCCCUCUGCCCGCCACCACCACUUAAUGUCAGUAACUUGUCAAGGCAGUGCCGGGUGAUAGCAGUCCAUAGAGUCUAGAGUCUGCCCCAGUAUCUCUGUUAGCUUCACUAUAUAAUUAGUCCAGGCAUCAGAUCUAGUAUGUCAUAUGUCUACAUCUUGCUCUUAGUCGCUGAGUUAUCAGUCUGUCUUUCCAAGUCCACCGAACGUGACUCCCUAGGAUUGUAAACAUAAAAGUGUGUGUUGUGUUGUACAGGUGGCCGUCUAGGCUAUGGUUCAUGCAAUCGACAUUGUGUGUGCUGUAGAGGAGGAGGAGGAGGUGUGUGUGUGUGUGUGUGUGUGUGUGUGUGUGCAUGUGUGCGUACUUGUCAAUAUGUGACUAUAUUUGUAGAUGUGUAAACCAAUCUGUGAGCUCUUCCACGUCCAGGUCAGUUUUGAUGUGUCCCUGCUCUCUGUUUCUUUAGCCCCCCACCCCAACUCCCCCACAAUUUCCCCCAUUUUCUAUCUUCUUGACAAAGUUUUGUAUUUAUUACUACACUACAGCCUGAUACAGUACUGCUAAGGUUUUUAUUUUGUGUCUCUUUUAUAUGAAAUGUGAUCAUAGAAAACAACACUUUGUAUGGGAAGACAAUAAAGCACAAUGAUGACUCA
This is a messenger RNA of Myripristis murdjan (pinecone soldierfish), 1457 nucleotides long. It is a transcript of the gene crabp2a, whose product is annotated as cellular retinoic acid binding protein 2, a. Gene Ontology annotation, molecular function: lipid binding. Lineage: Eukaryota; Metazoa; Chordata; Actinopteri; Holocentriformes; Holocentridae. The record is from RefSeq and is a predicted model, not a curated record. The coding region runs from base 340 to 768 and encodes 142 amino acids. The transcript is spliced from 4 exons.